UAGUCUUCUCGGUUCUACAGUGAGCGAAUCGAGACAACGCCAGAAUGGACAUGAAGAAGAACAGAGAAGCAAUUGAUGGUAUGGAGCGAACGGAGGAUCUCGAGCACGCGGAGGGCGACCCCAAUGAUUAUCGUUGCGGAGUGUUUUCAUGGAGGCCUGGAUAUUUGCAACAGUUCGCGCGACCGAUAUACUUCACGCUCGUGUACAUGCUCUAUGGAAUCUUCCAGGGCGCGAUGAAAACCGGGCUCAACUCCUCUAUGACAACCAUAGAACGUAAAUUCGGAAUGUCGGGGAAGCAGAUAUCAGUGGUAAUGAUCAUGGACAACAUUACUGGCACCUUGGCGAGUUUGAUCGUGGGAUAUUAUGCUACGAAGAUUUCUCGGCCGAAAAUUUUGGUGUUCGGAGUGUGGAUGUCGAUUCUCGGCUGCAUCUUCUUCGUGCUGCCGCAUGUCAUCUACGGUGGACUUGGUGUUAAUACAAAUCUGCUCAAAACGUCCACCGCACGUGUCAACAAAGGACAUUUCACGGAGUUCUGCAAUCAAGCAAAGGAGCAGAACUUGAACGAUUCCUUCGUCUUGAAUGCCCCUCCUGCUUUGGGAGAGACGCGGUCGGUCGCGCUUCCAGUGCAAAUUCUACUUUCCAUUGGGAAUAUGGUUAAUGGAAUCGGUGGCACUGCUUUCUACAUCGCUGGAGUAACUUACACGGACGACAAUGUCAAGAAGAAAAAUUCACCCAUCUACUUUGGCGUGAUAAUGUCCCUCAGGAUGAUCGGACCGCUUCUGGGCGUUAUAAUCAACUCAUACUUUUUGACUUUGAAUGAACACCCCUUCAGUCCACCAUCAGGAAUGAGCAGUCGCGACCCUCGUUGGAUCGGAGCGUGGUGGUUGCCCUUCGCCGGCUGGGGUGUCUUGAUGACUCUCGUUUCCUUACCGCUUCUCUUGUUCCCGAGGAACAUCCGUCGAGCCCCCGAUCAAGUCAGACGCCCCGCGCGAAUUCCCGGCACGACGGUGAAACCCCUUCCAAGAUCUCUCCGGGAUAAGAUCGUAGACGAUAUCAAGGAUUUCGGCAGAGGCCUGAAACGCCUUUCCAAGAACAAGAUCUACAUGUGGAAGUGCAUCGGCCUUGUCUUCAUCAUGAAUGGACUCGGGGGCCAGGUUAUGAACUUGCCGAAAUACAUAGAGACGCAGUACCGAGUUUCAGCUGCGAAAGCCAGUCUCUUGACCGGAUCAACGAAGGUUCUAGCCAUGAUUCUAGCGAUGAUAUUGGGUGGUUUCGCGAUGCGAAUUUUCAGACCAUCAGCUCGCGCUAUCUGCUUAUGGGCGGUCGCGUUCGAUAUCGUGAACAUUGCGACGAUCAUAACGGCCAUAUAUCUGCCGUGUGACAAUUGGAAACUCGGUGGGACGUCGUAUAUGGCGGACGGAAGCCUGUCAUUAACUUCUCAAUGCAACGAAAUCUGUGGCUGCUCGAAUAAGUUCCAACCCUUCUGCGACCGGGCAAUGGACCAAUCAUAUUUCUCUCCCUGCCACGGAGGAUGUUUCGGCUCAAAUCUGACCAGCAUGGAUUGCCAAUGUCUCGACCCACCGAGUGGUAGUGAAUCGUACACAAUCACCGACGCUGCUAGAUAUGUCGGUGGGUUUUGUCGGAACGAUUGCAGUAACCUGGCCGUUUUCAUAAUCAUAACAACCGCCGCGAAGUUUCUGUGCACUCUACCGAGAGUGGGGAGCAUGCUCGUCAGUUUGAGAUGUGUGGAUCCCGCUGACAAAGCGCUCGCUAUGGGCUUCACAGGUUUCGUCCUAAACAUCUUCGGAGCUCUGCCUUACCCACUCAUCUACGGGGCGCUGUUCGACUCAACUUGUCUCGUGUGGGGUGGUCGAGGCGGUAAACACGGAAACUGUUGGUACUACGACAAUGAUCUGUUACGACAGCGUUUCCUGGGUUUGACUGUUUUCUUCUACGGUUUGGCGGUCGGCUGUUAUAUCAUGAUGAGCUACUACGCCAAAGACGUCAAAAACUUGUACGAGGAAGAAAAAGUCGAAGUCAAAAAAGAUGUCAACCCGUAUCCGGAAACAGAGCUCAUGGCCCCGAAACAGAACAGGCCUUGAAAUAAUUUUCAGGAAUCGUUCUUGAAUUUCCUUCAUCUAUAGGGGGACCACGGUUCCUCUGCAGAUGAUAUUCGCGAUUGUGAUACCUUCGCCUUGUAAAUUUUCUAAAAGCGAAACAAAAGGCCAUCAGACGUCAUAGGCUUGCUUCAUGCA
Galendromus occidentalis (western predatory mite) is the source of this 2255-nucleotide messenger RNA. RefSeq names its product solute carrier organic anion transporter family member 1A1. The transcript is spliced from 13 exons. Gene Ontology annotation, molecular function: protein binding. NCBI's taxonomy places the organism in Eukaryota, Metazoa, Arthropoda, Arachnida, Mesostigmata, Phytoseiidae. Bases 45 to 2102 code for a protein of 685 amino acids. The record is from RefSeq and is a predicted model, not a curated record. Gene Ontology annotation, cellular component: basolateral plasma membrane. Gene Ontology annotation, biological process: sodium-independent organic anion transport; transmembrane transport.